UAUCAUUAUUAUUACAACUAAUCUGUGUUUGUAAAAGUAGAAAGUCCAAAACUGCCAAACCCUAAAUAAUUGAUCAGCGAAUUUGUCUUCAGCGGCUUCCAUUUUUUUAACCUUUGAAAAUCAGCAGCCAUCGCAGACAAGCAAACUGCAUCACCUACUUCAGACACUACGUCUGACAAUCGGAUACAAAUCGGUUAAAAAGCAAUCAAAUCAGAGUUUAUAAAAAUGGCUGAUUCAUUUUGCGAUUAUGCGGCAAUCACACAAUGCUACUCAACUACGUGUAAUAUCGCACGUGCUGCUCACAAUUUGUAUCACCGUCUUUGCUGUCUGCACGUUUUGUUUAAACUCCUGCUUAUUAGAGAGUUGCAUUGAUUACAAAGGAAUUACCUGUUUUCUGUCUACUGUUGCUGCUGCUGCUGUUACUGCAAAUUCAGAGCUACACAUAAUUGGUGGUGACAACUCAUAUAUUUCCAAGAAACAACGAACGCCGCCAUUUCGUUUUGCCAGCAGUGAUACCAACAAAACUAUUUUCUCAACUAAAACAUUAACAAAUGCCGGGCCCAGCAGAAAUAAAAACCAAAAGAUCCUUCGAAGCCGUCAUCGAUCCCGAGAACCCCCGCCGCUCCAGAAAGAUACCCACUGCCUAGUCUCAUCGACCGGUGCAACCGAUACCCUCAAAAACCAACAAGCGUGCUCCAGAUUCGUUCACUGCGGCUUGCGAAUUCACUUGCGGCCACCACCGCUCGAUCGGGAUCCGGACUGCUGCUGGUUACCCGAACGGUCGGGUGCGGACUGGUUGCCUCUGGAGGCGUCGCGCAUGGUCUGGGAGGCCUGCGAACCGGCCUUGUCGGUCGCAGACUGGACCUGCGAGGCGGCCUGGUGGACAUCACGGGGAGCUGACAUUGUUGCUGGUAGUUGUAAUGAUUUGAAGAGAGAUUAUGUCGAUUUUGUUUAUUUGCGAAAGGGCGAUCGAGAGGUACGAGGAGAAGAAGAUGAGAUCGAGGUGACCAGAGCGCCCUUCUUAUACACCUUCCUCUACAAUGACGACGCGGGCAAUCACAGAUCGAGAAUGACGAAAUUAAUGACACUAUCGUGUGAUUUCCUGGUCGGUUUAGGUAUCACGAUGGUGAUGAAGAUGAUGCCUGCAUUGUGUUGAUACACGUGGCGGGCAUGCUUCCCCGCCCUUGACGAUGUGCCUUGUGUGAUGCCAGUUACGCUCACGUUUCUCCAGGGAUCAUUGUCACCGCCAGUCUGCGAAAGAUUUGAGAUCUGACGCUGUAGUUGUCGACGUGAGUUGUGUCAUUGUGAUGGACUAUGUGAUCUUCCUGAUUAGGUAGUUAUAGAGCGAUCUAAGCAGCAGUAUGCGCUCUUCAGCUACAGCGAAGCUUUGGUCGAGGACACUUCUAAGAAACUAGGGUGGAGGGUCGU
This is a messenger RNA of Myxozyma melibiosi, 1428 nucleotides long. RefSeq lists its product as uncharacterized. Lineage: Eukaryota; Fungi; Ascomycota; Lipomycetes; Lipomycetales; Lipomycetaceae. Bases 248 to 1156 code for a protein of 302 amino acids. The record is from RefSeq and is a predicted model, not a curated record. The transcript has a single exon.